AUGAUUAAAAAAUUAAUCGUAGCAAUCCUAUUGUUGGUUGCUUUAGCAUCUGCUAGAACUUCCAAUUUAUCAUUUGAAGAGACUCAAUUUAGAGAAUUUCAACUUAAAUACAACAAACAUUAUGAAUCACAUGAAUUUGCACAAAAGUUGGCAACUUUCAAGAAUAGUUUAAAGAGAAUCCAAGAAUUAAACGAUAUGGCUAAAAGAGCAAAGGUUGAUACUGAAUUUGGUGUAAACAAGUUUGCUGAUCUUUCAAAGGAAGAGUUUGCCAACUACUACUUGAACAAGGGUGGUAUGGAGAGUACCGACUCAGAAACCUACGCACCAGACUACUCUGACAAAGAGAUUAGUAAUCUCCCAACAUCAUUUGAUUGGAGAACUCAAGGUGCUGUCACACCCGUCAAAGAUCAAGGUCAAUGUGGUUCAUGUUGGUCAUUCUCGACCACUGGAAAUGUCGAAGGGCAAUGGUUCCUUGCCGGUAACGAUCUCACAGGUCUCUCUGAACAAAACCUUGUCGAUUGUAGCACCAAGAAUGAUGGGUGUAAUGGUGGGUUAAUGCCACUUGCCUAUGAUUACAUUGUCGAGAAUAAUGGUAUCGAUACUGAAGCUUCAUACCCAUAUUUAGCCAUCCAACAAAAGAAUUGUCAAUUCAAUCCAGCCAAUAUCGGUGCUAAAAUUGAUGGCUACUAUAAUGUAUCAUCAAAUGAAACUCAAAUGCAAAUUAAUCUUGUUAAUAAUGGACCAUUAUCAAUUGCAGCAGAUGCAGCUGAAUGGCAAUAUUAUAAAAAGGGAAUAUUCUCUGGUAUAUUUGGUAUUUGUGGAAAGAAUUUAGAUCAUGGUAUUUUGAUUGUUGGUUAUGGUCAACAAACUACUGAAUUUGGUACUGAAUUAUUCUGGAUAAUCAAGAAUUCUUGGUCCACAGACUGGGGCCUGUCAGGUUUUAUGCUAAUCAAACGCGGCACUGGCGAAUGCGGUAUCAACCUUGCUGUCACAUCUGCCUAUGUAGAUACUCCUCCAUCAUCUAAAAAAAAAUUACUAAAUUAA
Cavenderia fasciculata is the source of this 1044-nucleotide messenger RNA. RefSeq lists its product as uncharacterized. Gene Ontology annotation, cellular component: lysosome. Gene Ontology annotation, molecular function: cysteine-type endopeptidase activity. NCBI's taxonomy places the organism in Eukaryota, Evosea, Eumycetozoa, Acytosteliales, Cavenderiaceae. The record is from RefSeq and is a predicted model, not a curated record. Bases 1 to 1044 code for a protein of 347 amino acids. The transcript has 3 exons.